AUGGCUCCUAUUCUCUCCGCCAUAGGCGCUGCCGCCCUCGCUGCCAUGCCGUUGGCUAGCGCCCACAUCUGCAUGAAGAACCCGCUGCCCUUUGACGCCACCCAGUUGAGGCAGGACCGCAGCCCCCUCACCCCAGAGCAGUACCCCUGCAAGUUCCAGACCUACCAGGCAACGGAGCGCACCGAGCUCGCCGUCGGCCAGCAGUACACUCUGGACUUCUACCCCGGUGACGAUGCGGAGAUUGCCGAGAUUGGCAGCACCCAGGGCGCCGCCGUGCACAACGGUGGCUCGUGCCAGCUGUCCAUCACCUACGACGAGAACCCCACGGCCAAGUCGGUCUUCAAGGUCUUCCACUCGAUCGAGGGUGGCUGUCCGGGCUUUAACCAGAAGACGUCGAGUUUCCAGUACUCGAUCCCCAAGUCGCUGAAGAACGGCCCGGGCAUCCUGGCCUGGACCUGGUUCCCCGUGUCCAGCUACGCGCCCGAGAUGUACAUGAACUGCGCGCCUGUGACCAUCUCGGGCGGCGCCGACGACAACUCGGCCUUCGACGAGCUGCCCGAUAUGUUUGUCGCCAAUCUCGGCUUCAGCACCUUCGACGCCGGCCUCGGCGCCGUCAGCUCCAUCUCCCAGAGCACCGUCACCCAGGCCAGCCUGCUCGCCCAGGGCCAGCUGCCCCAGUGCGUCACUCAGGGUGAACGAGUUCUGGAGUUCCCCAACCCCGGCGACAGCCUCGACGUCGGCGCCUCCGACGUUCUGAAGGGCGGCCUCGCCGUGCCCACGGGCCAGUGCGCCGGCGGCGGCAGCAAGGCUUCUUCCUCUUCCGGCUCAUCCCUCUCUAGCGCCGAGACCUCCGCCGUUGUCCAGCCCUCUUCUGUUGCCGGCAUCUUCGCCGAGGCGCCCUCCUCCGCCCACGAUGUCACUCUCA
Molecule: messenger RNA, 925 nt
Organism: Lasiodiplodia theobromae
Lineage: Eukaryota; Fungi; Ascomycota; Dothideomycetes; Botryosphaeriales; Botryosphaeriaceae
Product: Chitin-binding domain 3 protein
Exons: 1
Source: RefSeq, a predicted model, not a curated record